Messenger RNA from Acanthoscelides obtectus, 219 nucleotides. The record is from the annotation of a GenBank genome assembly. Lineage: Eukaryota; Metazoa; Arthropoda; Insecta; Coleoptera; Chrysomelidae.
AUGAUUUACGUUUUUUCUUUUAAUGAAAAAUACUGCAUUGAUAAAUACACCGUUUCGUUUAUAAUUCCAAAAAGUAUAAAGAUUCAAAAGUUUCAGUGGCAAAAAAUUAAGUCAUUAUAUUUUGGAUAUUUCUGCAGCUUCAACAGCACUGAAUUUCAACUAAAUCGAUCGGCUUUUCAGUCAGACAUCGUCGUUAUUGCUAUUAUUCAAUUUCUGUAA